UCUCUAUUAUAUAAAGCCAAACACUUAACACAUCUUCUUCACACCCAAAAAUCUUCUUCUCUUGUUUUCUCUCUCUCUCUACAUCUUCUUCUCUCAUAGACAAACACAUAGAAUGUGUAAAUCAAGUUCUGUCAGAGAUGAAGAACUUACAACACCUUUACUCCCAAAACUCUCUCAACAUGAGAAACUACAUUUACUUAAAAACUACUCAACUCCUCUCUCCCACUUCACAAACGAAGCAAUCUCAAUCUCCAAAAUCUCUCUCCCACUAGUCUUCACAGGUCUCCUCCUCUACUUCCGCUCCUUCGUCUCUCUCUUUUUCCUCGGCGGUCUCGGUCGCCCAACUCUCGCUGGAGGCUCCCUAGCACUCGCAUUCGCCAACAUAACCGGUUACUCUCUCUUCUCCGGUUUAACCAUGGGCGUUGAAUCAAUCUGCUCACAAGCCUUCGGCGCAAAACGCUAUAACCUAGUCCAAACCACAAUCCGGCGAGGCAUCGUCCUCCUCCUCUUCACAUCUCUCCCUGUCUCGCUUCUUUGGCUCAACAUCGACAAGAUUCUUGAAACGUUGAAACAGGACAAGGAUCUUGCCGCUGAGGCACACACUUUUCUUCUUUACUCUGUUCCUGACCUAAUCGCACAAUCUUUCUUACACCCUUUGAGAGUUUACCUCAGGACACAGUCAAAAACUCUCCCUUUAUCGGUCUGCACGGCGGUCGCGAGUGUUCUACACUUGCCCAUCACGUUUCUCUUUGUGUCGUAUCUCGGGUUUGGUAUUAAAGGUAUCGCUUUGAGUGGUGUCGUCUCAAAUUUCAACCUUGUCGUCUUUCUCUUCAUCUACAUCGCUUUCUUGGAAGACAAGGUAAGUAUCGGUGACGACGAAGGGGAGGUUGAAGAAGAUAGUGUGAGAGAAUGGCAGAAGCUGAUUGGUCUCGCUAUACCGAGCUGUGUCUCGGUUUGUCUCGAGUGGUGGUGCUAUGAGAUUAUGAUUUUGCUUUGUGGGUUUCUCAUAAACCCUAAAGCGACCGUUGCUUCAAUGGGGAUACUCAUUCAAAUCACUUCCCUUGUCUACAUUUUCCCUAGCUCUCUAAGCUUCGGAGUGUCGACACGUGUCGGAAACGAACUAGGUUCGAACCGACCAAAGAGAGCCAGAAGAGCAGCCAUUGUCGGGCUCGGUCUCAGCAUCGCCCUAGGGUUCACUGCCCUCACGUUCACCGUCUCGGUCAGAAACAUGUGGGCUAGGCUUUUCACGGAUGAUGAGGAGAUCAUUAAGUUGACUUUGAUGGCUCUGCCGAUCGUUGGACUUUGCGAGCUUGGGAACUGCCCUCAGACGACGGGCUGCGGCGUUCUUAGAGGGUCGGCAAGGCCGAGGAUCGGAGCUAAUGUUAAUAUGGCGUCGUUUUAUGUGGUUGGGAUGCCGGUGGGGAUGGUUUUGGCGUUUUGGUUUGGGUUUGGAUUCAAGGGACUUUGGUUAGGGAUGCUUGCGGCGCAGAUGUCGUGUGUGGGUGGUAUGAUGGUGGCGACGUGUAGGACUAAUUGGGAAGUGGAGGCGGUAAGGGCUAGGGAGCUCACGGCGGUGGAUGGAGGAUGCAGCGGAGAUGGUGUAGAUGUGGAGGUUGGGAAGGUUUGAUAAUUAGGGAUGAUGAUGAGCCUUUUACUCUUUAGGAGUGAUAUAGAAGAUUAAUGCUCUGUUUCAUGACUUUCUUUCGGAUUAAAUUGAUAACUUUGUUCUUUAAUUGGAUGGAAAGCAUUAAAUGAUUAUUAAUGUAAGUUUUGUAGGAUAAUGAAAUCAUCCAAGAGAUUGAUCGUUACAAAAUUUGGUGUAUGCAUGGUUUUAAAAGUUUUUUUAAGGUUAUGUCCUCAAAUUUUGACCAAACUUCCCUCCGUUUCAUUUUAAUUGUCAUUAUAGGUUUUUACACACAGAUUAGAAAAC
Eruca vesicaria subsp. sativa (arugula) is the source of this 1930-nucleotide messenger RNA. NCBI's taxonomy places the organism in Eukaryota, Viridiplantae, Streptophyta, Magnoliopsida, Brassicales, Brassicaceae. The record is from the annotation of a GenBank genome assembly.